Temnothorax curvispinosus is the source of this 1991-nucleotide messenger RNA. Its product is annotated as serine palmitoyltransferase 1-like. The record is from RefSeq and is a predicted model, not a curated record. NCBI's taxonomy places the organism in Eukaryota, Metazoa, Arthropoda, Insecta, Hymenoptera, Formicidae. Bases 253 to 1683 code for a protein of 476 amino acids. The transcript is spliced from 2 exons. Gene Ontology annotation, cellular component: endoplasmic reticulum. Gene Ontology annotation, biological process: ceramide biosynthetic process; sphingosine biosynthetic process. Gene Ontology annotation, molecular function: pyridoxal phosphate binding; serine C-palmitoyltransferase activity.
AUACAAUUUAACCUCAAUGGGUCAUUGGCGCUUGGCGCGAAGGCUGCCAAGUGCCUUUACACGACCGUGGGCAAGGGUGAGACCCGUGGCCCGUGAAGGCUUGAUAAUUCGGCUUAUCGUUAUCAGCCUUUCGUCGCAUGUUUUCAUUUCGUAAGAGAUGUAGAUAUAAUUCUAGAUAAUUGAUAUUUUGUCAUACGAUAAGAAAGUGCCUGCGUACUCUAUAUAUCUCUCUGCUCGGACUAGUCAAGAAAAAUGAGCACGAAACUCCUGUUUGUCGAAUCGGUGGAGAUCCUGCGGGACACCUUGCCGCAUUACCACACUCUGCUAGAAGCGAUUUUGGUGCUUUGGAUAGUGUGGUUUAUUUCCAAGAGACGAAGCGGCGGCCAGGAUUCGGUACCCUCGAAGGAGUUGGUGGAGCGUAAACUGGCGGAGUGGCGGCCGGAGUCCCUCGUGCUAGAAUCGCCAGCGGACCAUCCUUCGCUGAGUCCCAAACACAUCACUUCUAGAAUCGGGAAGCGGAUGACGGUCAAUGGCAGGGAUUGUCUCAACUUGGGUACGCAUAAUUACUUGGGUCUAAGUGACAAUACAGAGCUGAUAGACAGCGCCGAGGCGGCUAUCAAGAAAUACGGCGUUGGAUCUUGUGGACCAAGAGGUUUCUAUGGAACUGUCGACGUGCACCUGGAGCUAGAAGAACGUAUGGCCAGUUUCAUGGGCACGGAAGACGCUAUAACAUAUUCCUAUGGGUUCGCUACUAUGUCGACCGUAAUCCCAGCUUAUUGUAAACGUACCGACUUGAUAUUCGUGGAUGAGCGAGUAAAUUUCGCUGUGCAGAAAGGAUUGGACGCGUCUCGAGGAAAUAUCCAAUAUUUUAAACAUAAUGAUGUUCAAGAUCUACAUAAUCUCCUGAAGAAACAGGAGGAAGCGGACAAACGACGUCCUAAAAAGGCUGCGAAAAUCAGACGUUUUCUGAUCGUAGAGGGUAUUUAUAUGAAUACAGGAAACAUUUGUCCUCUACCUGAAUUACUGGAUCUUUGCAGACAGUACAAGUUGAGAAUCUUUAUUGAUGAGUCGAUAUCGUUUGGUACCAUCGGUCUACACGGAAGAGGCGUUACCGAAUAUUUCAACAUUCCCAGAAGUGAAGUAGACAUGAUAAUAGGAUCUUUAGAGAACGCUAUGGGAACUAUUGGAGGCUUUUGUGUGGGAACAUCCUUUAUCAUCGAUCAUCAACGUUUAUCUGGGCUUGGCUACUGUUUCUCGGCGUCUCAACCACCUCUCCUGGCAUCUGCUGCUAUCACUUCUUUAGAUAUGAUUGAAAAUAAUUUACAAGUAUUUCAAUCUUUGAAAAAUAAUACCUUAUCGAUUCACAACGGUCUCAAAGAAAUCCCGAUGUUGGUGUGCUCUAGUUUCGCAGAAUCGCCUUUAAAGCAUGUAUAUUUGAAAGAACAGAAAGACCGUGCCACCGAGGAGAAAUUACUAUCUGCAAUUUCUAACAAAUGUAUAGAAAAUAACUUGGCAAUCAUACUACCUGCCUAUCUGGAAACGGAAAGAAUCUUACCUAGGCCUAGUCUUAGACUUUGUAUAUCUGCUAGUCUGGAUAACAAUGAUAUUAAGUUUGUGCUAAAUACUUUGAGAAAAUGUACAGAAGAAAUUUUGUCGUUAAUGAGUGAGAUAAAUGUAUCUUAAAAGAGGUAUAUUUAAAAAUUUUAUUCUCGUAUAUUAAGAAUAGGUAUAUCUAAUAUUUAUACAUAUUUAUGUUCCCACUUUGUGCAUACACGUAUACAUCGUACGUAUGCAUCAACAUAUAUAUGCAUCAACAUACGUAUUAAUUAGUCCAAGUAAAUUUUUUUCUUGUACAAAGUGAACAUAUUUGUUAUUAAAAAAAAUGGAUGAUACGAGAAUUGCGAUUAUAAAGAAUAUGUUGGAUAGAGAAAAUGUAUUAGCGAAUUAAAUUGUACUUUAGUUCUGAAAAUAUACUUCAGUUUUAUCUCUUA